UGCCUCGGACAGCGAGAAAAAAACGACCACGGCAGCAUUAAGUGUCGCGUUACAAUGAUUCGCUCGAGCUACAUGAUGUCGCUGGGUUCACUGGCUCUCUGCCUGCUGGCUUGUUUUCACUCUGGCACCAAUGCAUAUCCAGUCAAGCCGGUCAGUCCCCGGGAAGGGGCACCGGCUGAGGAUCUUGCCAAAUAUUACUCUGCACUAAGACACUACAUCAACCUCAUUACAAGACAGAGGUAUGGCAAAAGAGACACUCCGGAAUCCGUAUUUUCCGAUGUGUUGGUGAGGGAGAGCACAGAGAAUAUUCCAGGAUAUAACUAUGUCAGAUACGAUGAGUCGCCCCUGUGGUGAUGCUGCUGGAGCCGCCGUAUCGAGGCUGAUUCCACAAAGCGGCUGCCUGUCUGUCACAGACAUGAAAUGAGUUUGUGUUGCAUGGAGUAAACAAUGUACAAAACAAUUAGUUUAAACAAGUAGAACGAGUUGGACUAUGUAGUAUCUUUAGUGGAUGUUUGUUGAACAGUGUCUUGUGUCAUUCACUGAUGGACUUACAGUGCUCUCUACUGGUGAACUGGUGUCCAAAGAGUUUGCCAAUUUUUCAAAUGGGACAAACACCUUGUAAUCCGUGUCCGCUGCUAAUACUUUAUUGGGAA
Messenger RNA from Platichthys flesus (European flounder), 653 nucleotides. Its product is annotated as peptide YY-like. Gene Ontology annotation, cellular component: extracellular region. Gene Ontology annotation, biological process: neuropeptide signaling pathway; feeding behavior. Gene Ontology annotation, molecular function: neuropeptide hormone activity; neuropeptide Y receptor binding. The record is from RefSeq and is a predicted model, not a curated record. Bases 55 to 354 code for a protein of 99 amino acids. Lineage: Eukaryota; Metazoa; Chordata; Actinopteri; Pleuronectiformes; Pleuronectidae. The transcript has 4 exons.